Messenger RNA from Penicillium macrosclerotiorum, 672 nucleotides. RefSeq lists its product as uncharacterized. Lineage: Eukaryota; Fungi; Ascomycota; Eurotiomycetes; Eurotiales; Aspergillaceae. The record is from RefSeq and is a predicted model, not a curated record. The annotation marks the transcript as partial. The transcript has 8 exons.
GGUCUUGGCGUUACGUGGGCUUUGGCCCACGGCCGACCCCUUUUACUGCCACCCGUGCUUCGUGUUGGUCGUGCCUACGAUACUAGCUCGGGCCUACCCGAGAUCUUCUCGAACAAUACGUCCGACUCUAAUUCUUCUACCGUACCUAGCGACUUCGACGAUAGCAGUGAAUCCGAGUCCGAGUUCUAUAAAGGCGCAAAACGCGAUCCGAGGAGACUGUCCGCUUCCUUAAGGCUCUCUUUUCCUAGCGGUGUAACUAGCGACGGGGAAAGGACGGACUAUCUUAUCUAUAAGGCCGAGGUUGGACAUAGCCUUAGCAAAGAUAUACAAGUUAAGAUUCGUGACGUGCUCGCGAUAGUUGCGACGGAUAAGAAACUUUCCCUUAAAAAACGCCCGAAAGCGACUAUAUUUGUGGAGGAUAUAGCUAAGUUUACCCGAGAUCUAAACGGAGGACAUCCUCGACUAUUUAUCUACCUAAGACCGGAAUUUAUAAAAGCGUUUCUAAUUCCGGAAAUUAUCUUUGAUCCCACGUUAGUCCUUAGUCCUUAUAUCUUUCUACUAGGUAUUCUGUUUAGAAUUAGCGCAUUUAAAAGUCUAUGUAACGAUAGCCCUGUGCUAGACUACCCUAAGAAAUUGUACCGUCUUCGGGUCCUAUAUAGUCUCGGUGAAUAG